GCCUAAUUCCUCCACUUUCUCCUUUCAUUUUCUGCUUUCUCUCUAAGCCAAAUGCUUAGGUCAACAACGAGAAACAACUCUUCCCUGCUGAUUCUCCCAUGGCUAUAAUUUGUCUUCUUUAGGGUUUUCUUUUUCCAGAUCCAAGAAGAAGGCACCGACCCUCAGUCGGUUUUUGUACUUAGGGACCUGUCUCUUGCUCCCUUCGCUCCUCAAAGAUCUAGAACAAACAAAAUCAUAGUUACCCAGAAAACCGGUAUUUGCAAACUCAGGUCUAGUUUUUAGUUUUAUUUCAUAUGCUCCAACCUUUUUUUCCUUCUAUUUUCCCAUCAAUCUUAUACUUGAAGUAAAAUUUGGUGGUGGAGGUAUGAACUUUGUGCAAAAGUACUCUAAUUAUCGAGAUCAGUGAAGAUGACGAGGAAAUCUUAAGAGAAUUUCCCAUCAACUUGGAUUCUUUUGAAGAUUUUUGCUAUCGAUUUCGGACAAGAAACUAGAGAGGUGAUGGAGUUGUCACUGGGGAGCAGUAGUAUUGAAGAAUCGAAUACUGCAAGUAGGUCUAUUGAGAAAGAAUAUAUGUUCGAUAAAGUCGUCACGCCCAGCGAUGUAGGCAAGCUGAACCGCCUUGUUAUACCGAAGCAGCACGCCGAGAGGUACUUCCCCCUCGACUCUUCAUCGAACGAGAAAGAGCUGUUAUUGAAUUUCGAGGACAGGAACGGCAAGUCGUGGCGGUUCCGGUACUCGUACUGGAAUAGCAGCCAGAGUUAUGUGAUGACCAAAGGGUGGAGCCGUUUCGUCAAGGAAAAGAAGCUCGAUGCCGGUGAUAUCGUGUCGUUCCAGCGCGGCGUCGGGGACUCGGAGAAAGACCGGUUGUACAUUGAUUGGAGGCGAAGGCCUAAUGUGCCUGAUCCCGCAACGUUUGCACAUUUUCAGCCGCAGAAUCAGUUCAACUUCCCUCAAUCGGUCGGCCGGUGGGGUGGAAUCUACUCGCUUCCACAAAGCUACGAGCCUUUGCAUCGGUUGAAUUACAGCAUAUAUCCUUAUAAUCAUCACCAUCAUCAACAACAACAGCUACUGCAACAGCAGCAAGCAGUUACUUAUGGCAAUGUAGCGCAGUACCAUCUAAGGUCAUCAUAUGGAUCAUAUCAUCAUCAUCAAAUUCGGGCAGUGCAAGAAGGGAGAAGAGAUCCAAUGGUGAUCGAUUCAAUACCAGUUGUUCAGGGCAAUACAACAGCGGCUAAAAGGCUAAGGCUCUUUGGAGUGAACAUGGAGUGCCCUACUCCUACAAAUGACGAAUCUUCCUCGGGGCAUGAUUCUCCUUAUAAUUUCCCUUCCUCUUCUCUCCAAUCAAGACUGUCCAACAAUAAUAUCCCAUUCUCCGGAAUGCAAGCUGAAUAUUCAAAGAAAGGAAAAUCUUCCUUGUCCUUUGAUUUGGAUCUAUGAUCCAUUGAAGAGAAAAUCACAGUGAAAGGUUGCAUUUUCAUUCUUUUUUUGUUUGCUUUCCGAAAGGCACUGGAUUGAGGAAAGAGGGUAUUGAAAAGAUGAGUUUUUUUUUUAAUUUCUUUAAAUAUUGUUUAAGUACAUGAGUUAGUUGAGGUUUGGGAUAUGUGAAGAGCUAAAGAUGAAAGACGAUGCAACACAUGGAGUUGAAGAUUGUGUAUAACACAUAUACAGAUUUAUCAGCAUAUUCCCAACUUGUUAUUAUAUAAAAUAUCAUAUUUUUCCA
Molecule: messenger RNA, 1720 nt
Organism: Hibiscus syriacus
Lineage: Eukaryota; Viridiplantae; Streptophyta; Magnoliopsida; Malvales; Malvaceae
Product: B3 domain-containing transcription factor NGA1-like
Exons: 1
Coding region: 499-1437 (312 amino acids)
Molecular function (GO): DNA binding; DNA-binding transcription factor activity
Source: RefSeq, a predicted model, not a curated record